GGUUGGUGAAGGAAGCGAUAUUCUAAAGCCGCCACCCAACUUCCCACCACGACCACCACCACCACCCUCUUCCUCCUCCACCAAUUCAACCUUCCGUCUCGACGCUGAAUAUUUUUCUACCCACUACUGCUACUGCGUGAUUGUGUGUGUAAAGCUCAGAGAAAAACAAUGGCGGUUCACGUUACCAACAUAGCCAAGAACCUACAAACAGCCAAUUUUACUCCCAAUCUCACCAAAACACACAACCCCGCUUCCAAAUCAUCACCAUUAUCUUUUGUAUCAUUUGGAUCGAAAUUCAAAAAUCCAUUGAUUCAAAUCUCUGUUUCUUCCAAUCAAAACCUCGGGAGAAACUCACUUACGAUUUCAGCUUCUGUUGCCAGCACCGAGAAGCCGUCCACGCCGCCGGAGAUUGUGUUGCAACCCAUCAAAGAGAUAUCCGGAACCGUUCAUUUGCCAGGAUCCAAGUCUCUCUCUAAUCGGAUUCUUCUCCUUGCUGCCCUUUCUGAGGGGACUACUGUUAUUGACAAUUUAUUGAACAGUGAUGAUGUUCAUUACAUGCUUGGAGCUUUAAAAACUCUAGGAUUACAUGUUGACGAAAAUGGUGCAACUAAAAGAGCAAUUGUGGAAGGUUGUGGCGGUGUGUUUCCGGUGGGUAGAGAAGCCAAGGAUGAAAUUGAGCUUUUCCUUGGAAAUGCAGGAACAGCUAUGCGUCCGUUGACUGCCGCCGUUACUGCUGCUGGUGGAAAUUCGAGCUAUAUACUAGAUGGUGUUCCUAGAAUGAGAGAGAGGCCGAUUGGUGAUUUGGUCACUGGUCUUAAACAGCUGGGUGCAGACGUUGAUUGUUUUCUUGGUACAAACUGCCCACCGGUUCGUGUUGUUGGAAGUGGAGGUCUUCCUGGUGGAAAGGUCAAACUCUCAGGAUCUAUUAGUAGUCAAUACUUGACUGCUCUGCUCGUGGCAGCUCCCCUUGCACUUGGAGACGUAGAGAUAGAAAUUAUAGAUAAACUUAUCUCUAUACCAUAUGUAGAGAUGACAUUAAGGUUGAUGGAACGGUUCGGUGUUUCUGUAGAACACAGUGAUAGUUGGGACAAGUUUCUUAUCCGAGGCGGUCAAAAGUACAAGUCGCCUGGAAAUGCUUAUGUAGAAGGUGAUGCUUCAAGUGCAAGUUACUUCUUAGCUGGUGCCGCCAUCACUGGGGGAACCAUCACGGUGGAAGGUUGUGGGACAAGCAGUUUACAGGGAGAUGUAAAAUUUGCUGAGGUACUUGGACAAAUGGGUGCGGAAGUAACCUGGACGGAGAACUCCGUCACGGUGAAGGGCCCACCAAGGAAUUCUUUCGGAAGGAAAAAUUUGCGUCCUGUAGAUGUGAACAUGAACAAAAUGCCGGAUGUUGCCAUGACUCUUGCUGUUGUUGCUCUUUAUGCUGAUGGUCCCACAACCAUUAGAGACGUGGCUAGCUGGAGAGUAAAAGAAACUGAAAGGAUGAUUGCCAUUUGCACGGAACUAAGAAAGUUGGGAGCAACAGUCGAAGAAGGGCCCGAUUACUGCGUGAUCACUCCACCAGAAAAACUGAAUGUGACAGAAAUCGACACAUACGAUGAUCACAGAAUGGCCAUGGCCUUCUCGCUUGCGGCCUGCACAGAUGUUCCUGUCACCAUCAAGGAUCCUGGUUGCACCCGUAAGACCUUCCCGGACUACUUUGAAGUUCUUCAAAGAUUCUCUAAGCAUUGAACCAAAUGCUUUAGCGUACGAAAAUGGUUGAGUGUGAGUAUACCAUUCUACCCUUCACCUGCCAUCUUUCUUCACUAGGGUUUCACUAAAACUAGAUGUUUGCAUGAUUCAAGCAUGUAAUUUAUCUUUUUUGUUUGAAAUUGUAGCUUUUUUUUAUAGAACUACAAAGCCUCUUUACCAGUUAAAGAUGGAGUGUAAUCUUGAAUUUUAUGCAAGAUUUUGUUAGC
Molecule: messenger RNA, 1958 nt
Organism: Cynara cardunculus var. scolymus (artichoke)
Lineage: Eukaryota; Viridiplantae; Streptophyta; Magnoliopsida; Asterales; Asteraceae
Product: 3-phosphoshikimate 1-carboxyvinyltransferase 2
Exons: 8
Coding region: 169-1731 (520 amino acids)
Biological process (GO): chorismate biosynthetic process; aromatic amino acid biosynthetic process
Molecular function (GO): 3-phosphoshikimate 1-carboxyvinyltransferase activity
Source: RefSeq, a predicted model, not a curated record